UCCGCGGCGGCGCUGGGCGACCGGCGGGAGCGUCUCGGUUGUGCGGCCGUUCCCCCCCUUCCCUCCCUCCUUUCCCCGAGCUCCCCCCGCAGGCCGCGGUGCGGGAGGCGGCUGCCCUCCGCUCCGGCCCCUGUGGGAGCCAGUUGCGCCUCCAGCCCCGCCGGUGACGGUAGCCAUGAGACCAGAAGAGCUGCAAACCGGUGCCAUUUUCAUGCUGCCCUGAGGAGAAUCCACUGACUGUGGUCAGCUGGUGCUUAGCCACAGUGGCUUGUGGUAGCACCAAGUGUCUUGUGAAUCUCAGCACUGACGAGAUCAGCUGAUGGCAACGAGGAGCACAUGUGGAAGCCAGGAACUGAUUUUACAACAAUGAGGUGCCUCAUCCCCCCACUGCUCAGGAGGUUGUUGAGUCUCUCACCUCUGUGUGUGCCAGGGAGAUUGAGUCAAAGUAAAGGUCCUGUCCUCAGUCCAAAGCCAACAUCUCUGAGGCAGAGCUGCAGUGCAAGACCUGGGCUCGUGACUGCUACUGAUGUGGUCAACUACUGGCAGAAGGUGUUUGAGACAAAUGGGAUCCCUGAAGCACGAGAAUCCAGUGAAUAUAUCGUGUCAUUUGUCCUGGGAGCAAAAACAUUUCAGAGCUUGAAUUCCAAAAGCCUCCACGCUCCGCUUACAGCAGUGCAGGAGGAGCAAAUCCGGCAGCUGAGCAACAAGCGACUAGAAAGAAUGCCGGUGCAGUAUGUGCUUGGUGAGUGGGACUUUCAGGACCUGACUCUGAAGAUGAGGCCCCCGGUAUUUAUUCCUCGGCCUGAAACAGAGGAUCUCGUCUCUUUAGUUGUGGAAGAAGAAUCCCGGAAAUGUGAGAAGAAUUCAGGCCUCUGCUUCCCAGUUCCCGACCCUCAUCCAGUGAUCCUAGAGAUUGGCUGUGGCUCUGGAGCAAUUGCUCUGAGUCUGUUGUGCAAACUGCCACAGAGCCGGGUGAUAGCCAUGGAUAAAGAGGAGGCUGCUGUGGAUCUCACCAGGGAGAAUGCACAUAGGCUGAAACUCCAGGAGAGGAUCCACAUCCUUCACCAUGAUGUUUCACACAGUUCUGCCAAGCAGCUGCUACACUGGGGCCCCCUAGACUUCAUAGUUAGUAACCCCCCAUAUGUCUUCCAUGAAGACAUGGCUUCCUUGGAUGCAGAAAUCCUCCGCUAUGAGGACCUUGAUGCGCUGGAUGGGGGAGAUGAUGGGAUGAGAGUCAUCAAAACAAUUCUGGCUCUGGCUCCUUCUCUUCUGAAGGAUUCUGGGAGUGUGUUUCUGGAAGUUGAUCCCAGACACCCAAAUAUGGUGGAAAACUGGCUACAGACACACCCCAACUUACUACUCGUCCUCUGUGCCAUUCACAAGGACUUCUGUGGCAAGCCUAGGUUUCUGCACAUCCAAAAACAUAGCAGAUGACAGCUGUACCAGAAAUAACUCUUCUUGCAAUAUGCUUUUUGCUGGUGAGCUCUGCUGAACAGCUUGCUGAAAACUAUGUGUGGCAAAAGGAAUCUCCGCUUCAUUCCCUUGUGCACUGAACUCUCCCUGCAGUGGCAGACCCCCUCAUUUCCUGAUACCAACUUCAUCCAGAGAUGUAGAAGUUCAUCGGAUUGUGUAGAAGUGUUUCACCUUCCUCGAGGAACUGCAUGCAACUUCCUAGUUUGCUCUGCUAAAACGACUCAUUAAUCUUGGGACACAAUAUGGAAGAAUUCACAGCUCCAGCUACUUCAUUAAACUUACAACUUCUCAAUGUGUCAGAUCACCCAUUUGACCUAGAAAGAAUUUCACUCUUGUCUUUUUGCCCUUGAGAUAAAUUUAUAUAGAAUGUGACUAGAUUGGAUGAUGGGUCCAAACUCUGGCUUAUACUGGCACAUGGAUUUUCAGGUAUAAUGGCACGUGACUAACCUGCACAUUUCAAAUUCAAUUCUAGUCCAGGAUCCUGAUGCUCUUCAGUAGAUCUCCAACAGCACAGCAGCCUUUGUUUCCCAGUCCUGCUGAGUGACAUGUCAUUGAAGGAUCAGUGCACAUGUUACACCAUCUGAAUCUCCAGCACCUGACACUUGGUGGAUGCUGCCAGAAACAAUCAAAACCUUGUAAUAAAGAUAGUGCUUCAAAUCAUUGUCCUUACAAGAA
This is a messenger RNA of Tyto alba (common barn owl), 2148 nucleotides long. It is a transcript of the gene HEMK1, whose product is annotated as HemK methyltransferase family member 1. Gene Ontology annotation, biological process: protein methylation. Gene Ontology annotation, cellular component: mitochondrion. Gene Ontology annotation, molecular function: nucleic acid binding; protein methyltransferase activity. Bases 337 to 1434 code for a protein of 365 amino acids. The record is from RefSeq and is a predicted model, not a curated record. The transcript is spliced from 11 exons. Lineage: Eukaryota; Metazoa; Chordata; Aves; Strigiformes; Tytonidae.